Messenger RNA from Dissoconium aciculare CBS 342.82, 1315 nucleotides. RefSeq lists its product as uncharacterized. Bases 71 to 1006 code for a protein of 311 amino acids. The record is from RefSeq and is a predicted model, not a curated record. The transcript has a single exon. NCBI's taxonomy places the organism in Eukaryota, Fungi, Ascomycota, Dothideomycetes, Mycosphaerellales, Dissoconiaceae.
CAGUCCUCAGUACUUGUUGACCGAGUACCCACGAUCAAUUCAUGAGAUCUGAGUCGGGAACUGGAUCAACAUGGCUGUCCCCGGAAUGGCCACUCCAACAUCAAAAUCAAGCCCCCACUUCCUUCAUCUCCCCGCCGAGAUCCGCAACCUCAUCCUCCACUACGUCUUCUCCUCCGAUAACACCAACAACCAAGAAAACCGACAGCAACAACAACCUCUCCGAACCUGCGGCACCACCUCCUCCUUCCUCCUUAACGAAUCCUACACGGCCCAAUCCACCCUCUCCGUCCUUCUCGUCAGCAAACAAUUCCACCAUGACAGCCACCUCCUCGCCCUAAGCCGCACUCCCUUCCUGAUCACCACCCCGUUCUCCAGCAUCCCCGAGCGUCUGACCCGGCUCCCCUCCCGAUCGCUGUCAUCGCUGCGCUCGAUAACCUUCGUCGCCGACGCGCGGCAGUUCCGGGAGAUGCGCAAAUGGGGCGCACACCCCUUCGGGGUCGCAGCCCUGCGACUGGAGAGCCUGACGUGCGUCCUGCACCGCUCGAGCUGCUGGCACUACCUCUUCGAUUUCACGGCGGACCUGGUCGCCCUGCUGAGGGGGCUGCGCGGGGUGGACCGAUUCGCGUUCGUCCGCAACCACGCCCGUGUCAAGGGCGGCUUUCGCACCUGGUACCAUCGCUUCGUCGGCCUGCUGUUGAAGGUCGAUCAUCAGCAAAGAUUCCUCCUCCCCUGUGCUUCCCCCGCUCGUUCUCCCUCUUCUGAGGAGGAGGGGGGAGGGGGAGGAGAGGGAGGGGAACAGGGAGUGUCUUGUCCCGAGGAGAGUUGGUGGGAGUGGCGCUUUGCGGAGGUCGAGCAGAUGGUGGAAUUGAAGUGCUUGCCGCCUAAAGCUGUCGUCGAGGAGGAGACCUACAUGAGGAUGAUUUUGCCUCUGAUGGAGGCUUUGAGGGAUAGUGUGGAGCGGGGGGAAGGGAUGGUUGGGGAUGCGAGGGGAUGGGGUGAAAUUUGAUGGUGCCGCUUAUUUUGUCUCCUUCUUUUUAUAUUCCUAUUCUCUUGUUGUUUCUUCGGAGGGAGAUGCUGAAGACGGGAGCAUGACGGGUCUCCUUUUUCGCUGUGUGGAUGGGCUCAUCGGCUUUUGCUGUGCGAGGAAUCGCUUUAGCGAGUUCUUCCGUUUCGUGGAUGAUUUGAGUCUUGAUUGUUUUUGGAUCUUUGAGCUCCCUCCUAGGACGGAGUGUGAACAGUAGGCUUCCAAUGUGUCACUUGUCAUGAUUUUAGAUACACCACAGUAUGUCUACGGGGGUGUGCUUCUUAGGGCUUC